Musa acuminata subsp. malaccensis (wild Malaysian banana) is the source of this 1155-nucleotide messenger RNA. RefSeq names its product protein ABIL1. NCBI's taxonomy places the organism in Eukaryota, Viridiplantae, Streptophyta, Magnoliopsida, Zingiberales, Musaceae. The record is from RefSeq and is a predicted model, not a curated record.
AUCGAGCCCCACCUCUCCGCUGCUCUCAUAAACGGCCACUCCCCCGUCCGUAAGCAAAGACCGCAUCCCGCACAAAGCGAAGAUAUUGUAGUGACCUUAUUACUCCCACUUCCUUUUCGAUCGCUCCAUCGCCGGUGCGGCAGCAGGAGGAGGUGGUGGAGGAUGCAGCAACGGCGGCCUGAGAACGGUGCCAUGACCUUCGACGAGGUCUCCAUGGAGAGGAGCAAGAGCUUCGUCAUGGCUAUGCAGGAACUCAAGAACCUGAGACCUCAACUUUACUCUGCUGCUGAGUACUGUGAAAAGUCUUACCUUCGCAGUGAGCAGAAACAGAUGGUAUUAGAUAAUCUAAAAAGUUAUGCUGUCCGAGCCAUUGUGAAUGCUGUAGAUCAUCUUGGCACUGUUGCCUAUAAACUGACGGACCUGUUUGAACAACAACUUCUUGAUGCAUCAACGAUGGAGAUGAAGAUUUCAUGUUUGAAUCAGCAAAAUUUUACUUGCCAAGCUUAUGGCGAUAAAGAUGGUCUUAGUCAGCAUCAAACGCCAGCAAGAACCUUGAGACAUCACAAGCAUUACAUUUUGCCAAGCCAAUAUGCAUCAAAUAUGCUUUCCUGGCACGUAGCUUCAGAAGCCAAUUCUGCAGCAACUGGGGAUCCCCUUGCAGCACCAUGCACAAGAGGUGUUAAGUGUUACAAAGUAAAUUCUGAAGUCUUCCAUCUUUUAGUUGCAGAAGACCCUGCUGCAUCACUGCCCUUGUCAGCUCCUCUCCGUGCAACUAGUGGAAAUGUGAUUUUCGACAUGAUUCCAAACAAAUCUGCUUCGAUGGGUUCUUUGAAGUCUCCAAAACCUAUUUCAGCAAUCAAAUCCUUCGACAGUCCUGGUAGACGUGAGAUCUGUAGGCCUCCUGGUCGCAGUAAGAGCAUGUUGUCGACAUUUUUCAACAAAAACAAAACCUUCAAAACAAGAAAGGUCUCAGUCUCCUGAUCAAAGGUCUCAUCUCGUGGACGUUCAUACCGCAUGGUUAUUUUAUGCUGAAUCUCUAUCUCCGUCUUGGUGAAGCAGCCAGUGUUGUGUAUAAUCUUUCUUUUGCUGAAAGUACACCUGCAACUAGAACCCGUAAUAUAUCAUCAGUGUUGAAGUUGAUGUCAGGUCUUACAA